This is a messenger RNA of Phymastichus coffea, 2715 nucleotides long. It is a transcript of the gene Tpr2, whose product is annotated as dnaJ homolog subfamily C member 7. Gene Ontology annotation, molecular function: protein binding. The record is from RefSeq and is a predicted model, not a curated record. The coding region runs from base 151 to 1740 and encodes 529 amino acids. Lineage: Eukaryota; Metazoa; Arthropoda; Insecta; Hymenoptera; Eulophidae. The transcript has 11 exons.
GGCGGUCGCGGAUACGCGUCGUCACUCGCUGGCGCACGCGUGCUGCCCUUUCUCUUCGCGCAAAUUGUGUGGUGCUGCUGCUGUGCUGCUGGUACUGCUGUGCUACUACCGAAGAGUUGUUGGAUUUUGCCAAUCGACUCGUGUUAAAGAAUGUCGCGUGCCAGAGCCAGCAGAAGACCAGCGACCAGCAGUCGCAGCAACAGUGACGAAGACAGGGUGUCCCUUAGCGGCAGCAACGUCAGCUCGCCAACCACGGCCACUGCCAGCGGCGACAUGACUUGCGACACCAAACCAACCAGCGGCACGGGACCCACCGAGCCCAAAGUACCUCUCAAGCCUGAGCAAUUGGCAGAAUUGAAAAAAGAAGAAGCUAACCAAUUGUAUGCUGGUAAGCAAUACAAACAAGCACUUGUAGGUUACAAUGAGGUUAUUGAAUUAUGCCCAGAUAUUGCCAGAUACUACAGUAAUAGAUGUGCUUGUUACAUGAUGCUAUCUCAAUACAGAGAUGCUCUUAAAGAUGCUAAAAAGUGCAUUGAACUGGAUCCUCAAUUUCUUAAGGCUUACACACGUUUAACUAAAUGCUCAUUAAUGUUGGGAGAUGUGGUCGAAGCUGAGACUGCAAUAGAAAAAUUAGCACAGCUAGAACCUUCUAAACAAUCAGUUGCUUCAGAACUAAAUGAUCUUUCUAUUCUAAAAAGAUAUUUGAGAGAAGCUGAAGUUGCUUACAAUGCUAAAGACUACCGCAAGGUUGUUUACUGCAUGGAUAGGUGCAAUGAAGUUAGCUCAUUUUGUCCUAGAUUUAAAAUCACGAAAGCUGAAUGUCUAGCCUAUUUGGGAAGAUAUGCAGAAGCUGAAAUGAGUGCAAACGACGUAUUGCACACAGAUAAACAGAAUGCUGAUGCAAUAUACGUGAGAGGCACGUGUUUGUACUAUCAAGAUAACAUUGACCAAGCUUUCAAACAUUUCCAGCAAGUUUUACGUUUGGCUCCUGACCACAAUAAGGCCUUGGAUAUUUACAAGAAAGCAAAAUUAUUAAAGCAAAAAAAGGAAGAAGGAAAUGCUGCUUUCAAAGCAGAAAAAUAUCAAGAAGCUUACAAUUUGUACACUGAGGCAUUACUUAUUGAUCCAAACAACAUAAAAACAAAUGCUAAAUUACAUUUCAACAAAGCAACUGCAGCCGCCAAGUUGAAGAAAUUAAAAGAAUCGGUAAUCGAAUGUAACGAAGCACUUAAGUUGGACGACAGUUACCUAAAAGCUAUUUUAAGACGAGCAGCGUGUUUUAUGGAACUUCAGGAAUAUGAGGAAGCUGUGCGUGAUUACGAAAGAGCUUGCAAAGUCGACAAAAGUCGAGAUAACAAACGCCUUCUUUUGGAAGCUAAAAUGGCUCUAAAAAAGUCCAAGAGAAAAGAUUACUAUAAAAUUCUUGGAAUUGACAAAAAUGCUUCUACAGAUGAUAUUAAAAAGGCAUAUAGAAAGAGGGCAAUGGUUCACCAUCCAGAUAAGCAUGCGAGCGCUUCUGAAGUAGAGAAAAAGGAACAAGAAAUCAAAUUCAAAGAAGUAGGAGAAGCUUACGGCAUUCUAUCUGAUCCGAAAAAAAGAUCAAGAUACGAUAGUGGUCAGGAUUUGGAAGAAUCUGACUUUAAUUUCCAAGAUAUGGACAUGGAAAGCCGAUUCCAAGAAUUCUUUGGCGGGCCAUUUGGUAGUGAUUGUGGGCGGGCUUUCCGAUUCGAAUACUUUUGAUCUUCCAAUCCGAUCGUAAACCAUAUCAAUGAAGAUAUACUUGUAUAUUAGUUCACCUAUAACAUUCAGAAUCCUCACAUUAGACAAUUGAAAAUUUGUUCUGAAAAUCAAUACGAACCAGAGGUGUUCAGGCUCAUUUUAUCGCGAAUUCGUACGUACUAAGUUAUUUCGAGAAAUGAAUCACAAUUGAAGUAAAUACUGAUAUAUUUCUCGACAAACGCGUGAAUGUAUGUGAGUGUUGUCUUCUCAAUCAUCCAUUUUUAUACCUUUUACCUUACAAAUGGAUCACUCAUACGGCUUUCGAAUUUAUGAAUAAUGAAUAAUGAAAACAAAUUGGACAGCUGUAAUGAUUUGCUAAUCGAGUUUUGCGCAUCGGAAGAUUUUAUAACGUAAUCACUUACCUUAUUUAGUAACAAGUUCUCCACAAGUUACGUGUUAAAAACAACUUUUUCGCUGAAAGCUGUGCAUUUUUAAUGUUGAAAACAUGUUAAAAGUGAUUGGUAUACACUUCUGAUGCAAAACAUGAUAAAAUAUUUGUCAAUCCUUCGCUGUUUUCUUCUUCAUCGGCAAAAUGAAUCGAUAGUUUCUUAAUUUUGUUAAUUUGAUUCUUAUAGUUUUGUUUUUUUUAAAGAGCUCACACGAAUUGCAUAAAUAUAAAAAUUUGACAAGUUUUCGAAUUAAUUAUUUUGGAAGCAACAGCAAUCUAUUAUUUCAUUUUUAUAUUAAAAAAAACGUGCAAAAUAAACACCUAUUAUGUGUAUAUCAUUUUUGCACAUAAACGCUCACAUAAGAAGAUGGGAGUCAGUAUAGUCAAAAAUAUGGAUUCUCUCUACUAAGUGUAUAUGCCGUUAAAUCAAUUCCAAUUUAUACUUUGACGUAUUCAGACUCUAGUUUGGAGAGUUUGUUAGAGUAAUUUGUAUAAGUUUCAUCAUGUUGAACAUUUUUGAAGUAAGCAUAAUAAAUAAAACAACUUUU